AUGAUGCAACAACAGCAGCAACAGCAGCAACAGCAGCAGUGGCGUGCUGCUAUUCAUCAAUGUCUUGAGGACCUGCAGCAGCAGCAUCAGCAACUGCAGCAGCAGAAGCAACUGCAGCAGGAAAUGCAGCAGCAGCAGCAGCAGCAACAGCUGUCCCCGCAGGAGCUUAAGACACAAUCUAAAUCCAUUAAGCAGCAAAUUGUUUUGCUGCAGCAGCAGCAGCAGCAACUGCAGCAAGCAGAGGCGCAGCUAGGAGGAGUUAUCAGCAUAGCUGCAAGGAAGCUACAGCAGCAGCAGCACCAGCAGCACGAACAGCAGCAGCAGCAGCAGCAGCAGCAACUAGUACAUGUGCUGCAGCAGCUUCAUAGACAGGCCUCAGCAGUUUGCUGCUGCAUCGACACUUUGCUUCGGCUUCCUUUUGCUGCUGCUGCUGCAGCACAAGAUGUUGCUGCUGCUGCUGCAACAACACUGCAGCUGUUUGCAGCAGCAGGAAAGUACCACAUUGAAGAACCUGCAGCAGCAGCAGCAGCAGCAACAGCUGCUGCUGCUGCUGCUCUCCAGCAGCAACAGCAACUGCUGCAGCGGCUUCCUGUCCUCUUAGGACGACUGAUUGAGGCCUGCCUACCAACCAGCAGCAACAGCAGCAACGGCAGCACCAGCAGCAGCACCAACAGCAGCAGCAGCACGAAUAGCAACAGCAGCAACAGCAGCAAGACUGAAGAGGAGAGAAGGGCGCUUGUUGCUGCUGCUGCUAAGGCAGCAGCAGCACUUCUUUUGCUGCAGCAUCGCGUUGUUGCUGCUGCUGCUGCACGCCAACUAGUACCAGCAGCGCAGCAGCAGCAGCAGCAGCAGCAGGUAGAUUCAGGAGGGCAGAUGAGUAGCAGCACCAGUUGUAGCAGCAGCACAACUAACAGCAGCUCCAGCGGGACCAGCAGCAGCAGCAACAGCAGCAGCAGCAGCAGCAGCAGCAGCAAGGAUGUGUGGGGUGUGAUGGAGACAUAUCGUCUCUUAGCGUUUACCUUUAACGAGGCAGCAAAGAUACAGGCGGACACGUGGGAUCCCUUGAAGACAGUUUGCUGCAGCUUUGCUGCUCUGCCUGCUGCUGCUGCUGCUGCUGCUUCUGCUGCUGUGGCGGAAGAUAUUUCCUGCUGCAGCAACAUUGUUAGUCUGUGCGUAGAGCUGCUGCUGCUGCUGCUAUCGAAGCAGCAGCAGCAGCAGGAGCAUCAGCAGCAGCAGGAGCAUCAGCAGCAGCAGGAGCAUCAGCAGCAGCAGCAGCUGGAGAACCGCUUGACAAGGGAUAGUAGCAGCCGCUCCACUAGACGCAGCAGCAGCAGUACCACCAGCAGCUGCAGCAGCAGCAGCAGCAGCAGCAGCAGCAGACUCGAGGUACAGGGGCAGCAACUUUUAUUCUUUGCUAGCCUCUUAAUGCGUGUCUUACAAGCAGCAGCUCGCCGGCUGCAGGAGCGGCAGCAGCAGCAGCAGCGACGCCGCAACCGCAGCAGCAGCAGCAGCAGCAGCAGCAGCGGCAGCAGUGCUGCUGCUGCUGCAGAUGGAUUAGAGCCUUUGCUGCUGCCUCUUGAAGCAGCAGAAGCAAAAGAGUUGCUACUCAUAGCGAGACGCCUCAAUAUGGAGGCGCAGCUUCCCGCUGCUGUGAGGCACACAGCAGCAGCACAAGGAAAAACAACAGCAGCAGCAGCAACAGCAACAGCAGCAGCAGCAGCAGCAAAUAUCAACAAGGCGACUGAGCCGCUGGAGUCACGCGAACAGCAUCAGCAACAAGAGCAGCAGCAACAAGAGCAGCAGCAGCAACAGCAGCAGCAGCAGGACCUCGGCUGUCCGCCAGCGAUGUUGCAGCGAUCUGUAUGUACACCACAGGGAGACACUCGUGACAGCUCAACCCCAGCAGCAGCAGCAGCAGAAGCAGCAGCAGCAGCAGCAGCAGCAGCGAGACGAAUGGAUGCUUUAGGGCAUAGACUCACUUGUCUGGAUGAAGCAGCAGCAGCAGCAGAGGCUAGACGUAGCAGCAGCAGCAGCAGCAGCAGCAGCAGCAGCAGGACUAGGCAUCUAGAUGAUGGGGAAAAGGAGGAGGGGGAGCAGCAGAAAAGGUAUUGGCAUCCUGCUGCUGCUGCUGCUGCACCAGCAGCAGCAGCAGCAGCAGCAGCAGACUCAGCACGCGUGCUGCGGCUGCUGUCUGAGGCCCUUAAGGAUGGACCAGGAGGAGACAGAUACGGUGUAUGGACAGCAGCAGCAACAGCAGCAGCAGAAGCAGCAGCAGCAAAAGCUGCAGCAGCAGUAGCAGCAGCAGAAACACCAGCAACUAUAGCAACAGCAGCAGCAGCAACAGCAGCAGCAGCAGCAGCAGCAGAUAGACCGCAGCAAAGAAGUCUUGGAAGACAAGCAUACAACAAGUAA
Eimeria maxima is the source of this 2412-nucleotide messenger RNA. RefSeq lists its product as hypothetical. The transcript is spliced from 5 exons. The record is from RefSeq and is a predicted model, not a curated record. Lineage: Eukaryota; Apicomplexa; Conoidasida; Eucoccidiorida; Eimeriidae. Bases 1 to 2412 code for a protein of 803 amino acids.